AUGUCGUCCAAACUCAUCCCUUCAGACCCUGAUCAUGUCAUGGUCAUUCGCAAUGUCACCCCCAACAUUGCCACUUUCUCAGUCCCCUUUUCACGAUUUGGAAAGGUCAAGAUCGGUGGCCGAGGCACUCUAGUUAAGCUCACCUCUGGAGGCCUUGCCAUCUUCUCACCAGUCGCACUCACCAAAGCCACCCAAGCCAAAGUCAUGGAGAUGGGAGGCGAUGUCCGCUAUAUCGUUGCUCUGGACUAUGAGCACCAUAUAUUCCUGUCGGAGUGGAAGAAGGCAUACCCGUCAGCCAAGAUCAUAGGCCCGGAGGGUCUACCAGAAAAGCGAGCCAAGCAGACCGACGAUCCCAAGAUCAACGACGAUGAGUUUGCUGUUGUUUUCAAGAAGGAAAACAAGCGGGAAAUCAAGAUCGACCCCGACUUCGAUGCCGAUUUUGACUAUGAAUACGUCGACGGCCACGCCAACCUUGAGAUUGUCUUCUUCUACAAGCCUGAGCAAGUCCUGAUCCAGGCUGAUCUUCUCUUUAACCUACCCCCCACCGAGCAGUACAGUAAAGUGCCCGAAUCAGAACUGCCCGCAGAUGGAGCUGUUGGCAAGCUCUUUGCCUGUGUUCAGAACCCCCGUGGCGAUACCAAGUGGUUACAGAGAUUCAACUGGUAUCUCCUCGCCAAGAACCGUGAAAGUUUCAACGACAGCAUGGCGCAGAUCGCCAAGUGGGACUUUCAUACCAUGAUUCCUUGCCAUGGAGAUGUUUUGGAGGGAGAUGGAAAGGAAGUGUUUAUGAAGGUGUUUGACUGGCAUCUCCAGGGACACAAAUAG
Fusarium mangiferae is the source of this 825-nucleotide messenger RNA. RefSeq lists its product as uncharacterized. Bases 1 to 825 code for a protein of 274 amino acids. The record is from RefSeq and is a predicted model, not a curated record. Lineage: Eukaryota; Fungi; Ascomycota; Sordariomycetes; Hypocreales; Nectriaceae. The transcript is spliced from 2 exons.